Quercus lobata is the source of this 1026-nucleotide messenger RNA. Its product is annotated as thaumatin-like protein. The transcript is spliced from 2 exons. The record is from RefSeq and is a predicted model, not a curated record. The coding region runs from base 71 to 778 and encodes 235 amino acids. Lineage: Eukaryota; Viridiplantae; Streptophyta; Magnoliopsida; Fagales; Fagaceae.
UUGAAUUAGAAAGACUCCAAAUUUCACAACCAAAAGGCCAUCUCUUCUAGCAUACUUCAAAUUAUCUCCAAUGGCAUUAAAGCUACUUCACCUUCUCUUGGUUCUCUCUUUUAUAGGUGUUGAUGCUGCCGUUUUUACGUUACAAAACAACUGUAGAAACACCGUGUGGCCAGGGAUCCAAGGCGGAGAAGGAAAAGCUCCACUAAUGAAUGGUGGUCUGCGGCUAAGAAGUGGAGAAAAUGUGAAUAUCAGUGCCCCAGAAGGGUGGUCAGGCCGGUUCUGGGGCCGCAGUUUGUGUUCAUUUGAUCAGUCAGGCAGGGGAACAUGCAUCACCGGAGACUGUGGUGGCCAAUUGCAAUGUUCCGGAACAGGCGGUGCACCACCUGCUACGCUUGCAGAGUUUACCCUAAAUAGUCCUGUGGAUUAUUAUGAUGUUAGCCUAGUCGAUGGCUAUAACAUGCCUGUCUCAAUAAUCCCUUUGGGUGUUUCAAGCUCAUGUAACCGUGCUACGUGUGUUUCUGACUUGAACCAACGCUGCCCUAAUGGCUUGGAAGUGAAGAGAAAUGGGCGUGUUGUUGCGUGCAAGAGUGCAUGCUUGGCAUUGAAUAGGCCUCAGUAUUGCUGCACUGGACAAUACAGCAAUGCUCAGACUUGCAAGCCUACAAGCUAUUCGAAUGCGUUCAAGGCUGCUUGUCCUACUGCUUAUACUUAUGCCUUUGAUGAUCAGACAAGCCUUUUUACUUGUGAUGGAGCUGAUUACUUGAUUAGGUUUUGUUAAAUUUUAUGCAAAAAGAAAGAAAUUUAUGCAUAUGCAUAUAUUUAGAUUAUACUUUCUGCUCAGCUUAUACUAUUGCAAGAGAGGCUGCUGGUUUUUUUUUUCUUUUUCUUUUCUUUUCCUUCUCUCUUCAAAUUGUCUUUAAAUUUUAGUAAUUCUGCAAAAAAAAAAAAGGGAAGAUUCCCUUAUUCAUGAUACUCAUGUUUCUUCCUUGGAUGUAUUGUCAUGUAUUGUCAUAUUAAUAUAUAUAA